This is a messenger RNA of Argentina anserina (silverweed cinquefoil), 2196 nucleotides long. RefSeq lists its product as uncharacterized. The record is from RefSeq and is a predicted model, not a curated record. Gene Ontology annotation, cellular component: chloroplast. NCBI's taxonomy places the organism in Eukaryota, Viridiplantae, Streptophyta, Magnoliopsida, Rosales, Rosaceae. Gene Ontology annotation, molecular function: GTP binding.
CAUUGUUUGGUUUUCUAUUCAUGAUUUUUUCAGAAGAUGAGAAAACUGAUCAAGUGGAAAUCGGCCGAAAGCAGAGGAGGCGCAGAAGUGCAAUUAGAACUCCAAUUAAAAGUAUCCCGGACCAUCUUCUUCCAAGAGUUGCAAUUGUUGGAAGACCGAAUGUUGGCAAAUCAGCAUUAUUCAAUCGACUUGUCUCGGGGAACAAGGCAAUUGUAGUUGAUGAACCAGGGGUUACUAGGGAUCGCCUGUAUGGCAGAUCCUUUUGGGGGGAGUUUGAAUUUAUGGUGGUGGAUACUGGUGGUGUUCUCACAGUUUCAAAGUCACAGGCCAAUGUCUUGGAAGAACUGGCCAUUUCAACGACCAUUGGCAUGGAUGGAAUCCCACUUGCCUCCAGAGAGGCAGCUGUUGCUAGGAUGCCCUCAAUGAUUGAGAAACAAGCUACUGCAGCUGUUGACGAGUCAUCUGUCAUUAUUUUUCUUGUUGAUGGCCAGGCUGGUCUAACUGCAGCUGAUGAGGAAAUUUCAGAUUGGCUUCGUAGGAACUACUCGGAUAAGUACAUCAUUCUUGCAGUCAACAAAUGUGAAUCACCACGUAAAGGAGUCAUGCAAGCAUCAGAGUUUUGGUCCUUGGGGUUUUCGCCGCUUCCCUUAUCUGCUAUAUCUGGAUCUGGAACUGGAGAGCUUCUUGAUCUUGUCUGUUCAGGCCUAAAAAAGAUUGAGGAUCCUGAUGAAUUAGCUGUAGAGGAAGAUUAUGUUCCGGCUAUUGCAAUUGUUGGUCGACCAAAUGUUGGUAAAAGUAGCAUUUUAAAUGCAUUGGUUCGAGAGGACAGGACAAUUGUUAGCCCAGUCAGUGGAACUACUCGUGAUGCUAUUGAUAUUGAAUUCACUGGACCAGAUGAACAGAAGUUUCGGCUUAUCGACACUGCUGGAAUCAGAAGAAAAGCUGUUGUUGCUUCAUCAGGUAGUGUCACGGAGGCUUUGUCCGUUAAUCGAGCAUUUCGUGCUAUUCGCCGUUCUGAUGUUGUGGCUCUUGUUAUCGAGGCCAUGGCUUGUAUCACAGAACAGGAUUGCAAGAUUGCUGAAAGGAUAGAAAAAGAAGGGAAAGGUUGCCUGAUAGUUGUCAACAAAUGGGAUACUGUACCAAAUAAAAACCAGCAGACUGCAACAUACUACGAGCAGGAUGUUAGGGAAAAGCUUCGUAUUUUGGAUUGGGCUCCAGUUGUAUACUCAACCGCACUAGCUGGUCGUAGUGUUGAUAAAAUUAUCAUGGCUGCUAGUACUGUUGAGAAAGAAAGGUCAAGAAGGCUUACUACUGCAGUAGUAAAUCAAGUAGUACAGGAGGCACUAGCUUUUAAAUCACCACCUAGGACACGAGGUGGCAAAAGAGGACGUAUCUAUUACAGCACUCAGGCUGCUAUAAGGCCACCGACUUUUGUAUUCUUUGUUAAUGAUGCAAAACUUUUCCCGGAAACUUACCGUCGGUAUAUGGAGAAACAGAGUCGUUCAGAUGCUGGGUUUGCGGGUACUCCAAUUCGCCUUCUAUGGAGUAACAGGAGUAAGACAGAAAGAGAUGAAGGGAGAGCUACAACAAGGCCAAAAGGAAAUCUUGUGCCACGUGACAAAAAAUUGGAAUUAGCUACAUGAAGAUGGGAAUGGUUUGGUAUCCUGAAACAGUGUGCAUUGGGAAAUUCCACUUUUUCGGAGAAUGAAGAUAACCAUGUAAAAGUUAGGGUUCUGCUGAGAAUAAUUUUGUCGACCAUUUUGCUGAGGAUGGACAUUGAAAAUGUAAAGCUGGAUCAUGGGCAAGCAAUUUUAAUGUCAGGAAGCUGAUGUAGGAAAAUGAUAAAAAGCUUCCAUGGAAGAUAUCACUUUCUGGAAUUUUGAGUGGUUGACAUGAACAUAGGACGACACAUGCAAGUCUCUGCGUUUGUUAUCAAAUGUUCAUGCUCAUAUGAAGUAACAAAACGAAGCUUUUAAUACAAAUAAGCAGCUGCAGUUUUGGGAGAGAGGCGAUAAACCCACUAGGAUGAUGGUACUAAAUCAAGUUUAUAUGCAAGUCUUCUCUUUGACAUGUAUAGAGGAUUAGUGAUUGAUGGGCGGAUGGACUCCCUUGAGAAAUAUACUACCUUCCCUUCUGCUAUCAGAUGAAUAUGGCCAACUGUUUUGAAGUCAUUGUAAUGUAAUGUUUUUUAAUUUC